Molecule: messenger RNA, 578 nt
Organism: Juglans microcarpa x Juglans regia
Lineage: Eukaryota; Viridiplantae; Streptophyta; Magnoliopsida; Fagales; Juglandaceae
Exons: 2
Coding region: 28-375 (115 amino acids)
Molecular function (GO): nucleic acid binding; zinc ion binding
Source: RefSeq, a predicted model, not a curated record
UAUGCUGCGCAAGGACGAGGAUCACCUAUGACUUUUAAAAAUUUGCAGUGUUUCUGUUGCAAGGAUUAUGGGCAUAUUGCUGCAAAUUGUCCUAAAAAAUAUUGUUCUUAUUGCAAGAAAAAGGGUCAUAUUAUCAAAGAAUGUCGUAUCCGCCCCCAGAAUCGUCAGGCCCAAGCAUUUCAGACUUCUGUUACUAUUUCUCCCGCGGCGACUUUUGUAGCACAUGACUUUUCCUCAGGUGCUUCUUCUAAUCUUGCACCACCUGCGGCAACUUACUGCACUCUUGAAAUGGUGCAACAGAUGCUAAUUUCAGCAUUAUCUGCGAUGGGGUUUCAAGGACCAGGUAACGGGGGAGCCGAUCGCGAAGGGACCUAAAGUGGGGCGCUUGUUUCCACUAUUUUUUACCUGUUCCAGCACUUUCUCCAGUUUCUUCUAUUAAGUCUUUUGCUUGUAAUAAUGUUCUUGAUCUAAGUAUGGUGUGGCAUCGUCGUUUAGGCCAUCCCAAUACUCAGAUCUUAUCUCAUGUAUUGCACUUUGGCUUUCUUGGUAAUAAAGAACUUACUUCUUUAUCUCUUGAG